CCCUCCGUGUCCCCCUGACCCGGAAGGAGAAACGCCGAAACGCCCGGCCCCCCGCGGCAAAGUUAGGUUUGUACGGGUGCCGAGAGGGCUGCCCGCGCGCCGUCUACCAUUCACGGCCGGUGCAGGCUGUGACUUGGACGCUGGCACGGGCUUCGCCUGCAGCCGCAGCUCCCGCCGCCGCAUUCCACUCGUCCCUUCCCCACCGCGACGCUCUUCCCAGCACCCGAUACCUCGGGGCAGAGUAAACUUACUAGAAGACAGCAAGGACCACGUAUUUUGAAAAUGGAAAACAAAGCACCUGUGGAUUCUCAUAAAGUUACCAAAGAGUCUAUCCUAACAGAAGAGUUGAUUACAGAAGGAAAAUGGGUCAAGCUUGAACAAACAACUUAUGUGGAUCCCACUGGUAAAACAAGAACUUGGGAAACUGUGAAACGUACUACUAGGAAAGAAGGACUUUCUGCUGAUGGUGUGGCAAUUAUCCCAGUAUUACAAAGAACUCUUCAUUAUGAAUGCAUUGUCCUGGUGAAGCAGUUCAGACCCCCAAUGGGAGGCUACUGCUUAGAGUUCCCUGCAGGUCUAAUAGAUGACAAUGAAAGCCCAGAGACAGCUGCUCUUCGUGAACUUGAGGAAGAAACUGGUUACAAAGGUGAUGUUGCUGAAUGUUCUCCAGCUGUAUGCAUGGACCCAGGUUUGUCAAAUUGUACCACACAUAUAGUGACUGUGAUGAUUAAUGGAGAUGAUGCUGAAAAUGUGAGACCUAAACCAAAGCUUGGAGAUGGAGAAUUUGUGGAAGUAGUUUCUUUACCAAAGAAUGAUCUAUUGAAGAGAAUUGAUGACUUGGUAGCUGAUGAACAUCUCAAGGUGGAUGCCAGAGUCUAUUCUUAUGCUUUGGCACUGAAACACGCCAAUGCAAAACCCUUUGAAGUGCCAUUCCUGAAAUUCUGAAACUGACCGAGACUCACCUUUAUGUUUUUAUAAACGAGGCCAAUCUUUCACAGUUUGGACUUUGUAUUCACAUAGUUAAUGUAGGUUUUGAAUUAGCUUUUUCAUAAAAUAAAGGCAAUAUAGAAUGCA
This is a messenger RNA of Trichosurus vulpecula (common brushtail), 1074 nucleotides long. It is a transcript of the gene NUDT5, whose product is annotated as nudix hydrolase 5. Gene Ontology annotation, cellular component: nucleus. The transcript is spliced from 10 exons. Gene Ontology annotation, molecular function: ADP-ribose diphosphatase activity. NCBI's taxonomy places the organism in Eukaryota, Metazoa, Chordata, Mammalia, Diprotodontia, Phalangeridae. The record is from RefSeq and is a predicted model, not a curated record. The coding region runs from base 283 to 945 and encodes 220 amino acids. Gene Ontology annotation, biological process: nucleoside phosphate metabolic process; ribose phosphate metabolic process.